Triticum turgidum subsp. durum (durum wheat) is the source of this 1065-nucleotide messenger RNA. Lineage: Eukaryota; Viridiplantae; Streptophyta; Magnoliopsida; Poales; Poaceae. The record is from the annotation of a GenBank genome assembly.
AUGCAGCGCGACGAGUUCGUGGCCCAGCGCCGCGCGGCUCUCGAGAGGUACCUGUGGCGGCUCGCUGAGCACCCCGCGAUCGGGACCAGCGACGAGCUGCGCGUGUUCCUGCAGGCCGAGGGCAAGAUGCCGCUGCCGAGCAGCACUGACGUUGCCUCGCGGAUGCUCGAUGGCGCGGCGCGUCUGCCAAGGCAGCUGCUUGGGGAGGAGGCGGUGGCCCCGCCGCAGGACGUGGUUCAGCCGGCCAAGGGCGGGAGGGACCUGCUGCGGAUAUUUAAGGAGCUGAAGCAGUCGAUGGUCACGGACUGGGGUGGCGUGAGGCCACCACUGGUGGAGGAGGACAAGGAGUUCCUGGAGAAGAAGCAGAAGAUGCAGGAUUGGGAGCAGCAGCUCAGUAGCGCAUCGCAGCAGGCGGAAGCACUUGUCAAGGCUCAGCAAGAUAUGGGUGACACAAUGGGUGCUCUUGGAUUGGCAUUCGUCAAACUUACAAAGUUUGAGACUGAGGAGGCAAUUUAUGAAUCUCAGAGGAUAAGAGCUGUUGACAGCAAACGUAUAGCAACGGCAGCUGUCAAAGCUAGCAGGACAUGUCGAGAUCUGAAUACACAAACUGUUAAAUAUCUGGAUACUUUGCAUGAACAUUUGGGGAUAAUGCUGUCUGUCCAUACUGCAUUUUCUGAUCGGGCUAGUGCAUUAUUGACUGUUCAAACGCUUAUGUCAGACCUUGCAUCAUUACAAUCAAGGAUUGAGAAACUUGAAGCUGCAUCAUCGAAAGUAUUUGGUGGUGAUAGAACUAGGCUAAGGAAAGUUCACGAGCUGAGAGAAACAAUAAGAGCUACUGAAGAUGCUAAGUGCUGUGCGUUAAGGGAAUAUGAGAGAAUCAAGGAAAAUAACAAAAUUGAACUCAGCAGAUUAGAUAGAGAAAGGAGAGAAGAUUUCCUGGAGAUGCUGAAAGGAUAUGUUACAAGCCAGGCUUCAUAUGCAGAGAAGAUCGUUGACGGUUGGGAGACAGUGGCGGAGGAGACCAGCGGAUAUGCGCGAAGAUCAUCAAAUGACGCAACAUAUUAG